AUGAGUGGUCUUUGGCAAGUUUGUCUUGUCAAAUGCCGGCCUCAAGUCUUUAUGCUUGGGUUUCCAGAGAAUCGAGUGCAGGGGUACUCAUAUCUACGGGUAACCGUGACUAACGCAUGUGAACGACGAAUAAACGUGACCAUAACAUCUCACGUAUUUAACGAUCUGGACACAUACGUUCUGCAACCUGCAGCUAGCGACACUUCAACAGUAGCUGGAGAAUUGAUGGUUAAGGGUUCCAAGAGAACCAAGCAAGGGGUCAAAAUUAUCACGACCGGUGACGCGAAAGUGUACAUUGAGGUUGACAACAUCAACGCUAAGGAAGGAGCUCUGGUUAUACCCGUGCAAUUCCUUGGAUACCGCCAUUAUGUGGUGACCGGAGUGUCUACUGAGGGAACAACUCAGUCGGAAAUUCUUCUUGUUGGAGUAACUGAUCAAACAGAUGUUGCCGUGACCAUCCAUACUACCACAAACGUUAUUUACGAUCGAGACAUGUUCUUUAAUGGUGCGGUAAUUUAUAUACAGCUUGACGAAUUUGAUACAGUUCAGAUUCAAAGUGACAGCGGUGACUUGUCAGGAUCUCUUAUCGAAUCGUCCUCGCCGAUAAGUGUUUUCAGCGGAAAUCAAGCUGUGAGCAUAAACACAAAUGUCGGCUACCUAUUGGAGCAAAUGCCAGCCAUAAUGUUUUGGCAGACUAAGUUCGUUAUUGUGCCCCCGAAAGGGUUCAAUUACGAAUGUAAAAUAGUGGCUGCUUUCUCGUGGACUUUGGUGCGCUACCGAUGUAGUUUGGUUGGGUGGCAUGACGUACUGUUAGUAUCCGCGGGAACAGACGUGGCAUUACAAUUGGGAAGCGCCCUCUGUACGGUCAUUGCCAGCAAGCCAAUACUGACGACUAUGAUUAUCCGUGCGAUGACGUUUGAUCCUGCCAUGGUCGUGAUACAACCGGUACGGGAAGUCCACAGACACAUCCCGUUUUAUGUCCCCGAAACUCUUGAGUUCGCCCAAAUCAUUCUUGUUACGUACACAGAUGACAUCUACGAUAUGACCUUGGACAAUGACACUUUGACCAAUGUAAUAGCGCCUUCGUUUGAACCUCUUUAUGUUGCCGUUGUUGAAGACAUCAAAAGUGGGACUCACAUUAUCAAAACAUCCGGGUCAUCCUUGAGGAUAUCGGGGUAUAUAUUUGGGUUGUUUGGUGGCUUGACAUCGGCAUUCCCACUGCAAUUUCAACAAAACAGGUCGCGUGAGGUCGAUACAACAUCAACAACAACAACAACAUCUCUGAAUGGCGCCGUUGAUAAUCCUAUCCUGAACAAUGUCGCCCUGGGUACAACAACAGUCACAGACAAUUCCAUGCUUGUUGAGUCGAGCAGAUCAGAGACCGAUACAAUAUCCACCAUAGUCACUGGAACACCGGGACCGCCGACCAAGGCAACAAUCUCCUCAUUUGAAGGAACAUCCGAACCAACCAGCGAAACAACAGCUGUUGCAACAUCCGAACCAACCAGCGAAACAACAGCUGCGAUACGUGUUGCAACAUCCGAACCAACCACUGCAAAAACAUCUGCAAAAUUUGAAGGAUCAACCGAAACAGAAUUUGAAACAAUCGGCAUUGCUGUCGGAACACCCGAAACGACAACCGUCAAUGUUGAUACAACAACUGUUGCUGUCGUAGAUGGAACCCUGAUCGUCCUUAGUAGUGAUCCUACAACUGAUCCUACACUGAUGCCACAGGAUGGAACAACAACAUCAUCCGCGGCUGAGGUAACAACCAUCACCGGAUAUGGGUCACAAGCGCCUACGAGAUCAUCCAUCAGACCAGUCCUUUGUGGAACCUACCCUCGGGAAAACAAGACAUGCUAUACGUACUGCGCUAACCGCACGAGGGAAAUAAACGUCCGCAUUGUGGAUAUGCGCGCCAACCUCAUAGACCGGAAGUCAACUAGUCGAUACCUGCGCAGUCUUUCUUCUGCACUAGAUGACCGAACAUCCGCCCAGACUAUCGGGUAUACGGGUGUGAUUGUCCUGGUGUCAUUUUUUCUGUUCAUAAUUAUUUUAGAUGUGAAGGCAGGUGGUAAGUCUAAGAAAAAGAAUUUAAGAAACCCGGUAUAA
This is a messenger RNA of Mizuhopecten yessoensis (Yesso scallop), 2112 nucleotides long. RefSeq lists its product as uncharacterized. The transcript is spliced from 4 exons. Lineage: Eukaryota; Metazoa; Mollusca; Bivalvia; Pectinida; Pectinidae. The record is from RefSeq and is a predicted model, not a curated record. Bases 1 to 2112 code for a protein of 703 amino acids.